Molecule: messenger RNA, 1336 nt
Organism: Daldinia caldariorum
Lineage: Eukaryota; Fungi; Ascomycota; Sordariomycetes; Xylariales; Hypoxylaceae
Exons: 1
Coding region: 151-966 (271 amino acids)
Molecular function (GO): copper ion binding
Source: RefSeq, a predicted model, not a curated record
CCCCUUUCCCCCUUUUCGUUUGAACAUGCGGCAUUGACUAACGAUACAAUAAACCUCACAGGUUGUACCACAUGCAGAGGAAAGAAAGAGCUCUACAGCAAGUCGAAGUUUCAACUAGUCAAGGAACGCGAAGUUUUCGGAUAAGAGACUAUGGCUAUUGGUCUUGAAAUACCGGUAUUUGGUGCGAGUGCCGCCGCCAAGGCCAUAGAAUCGGGGGCAACGCGCAUCGAGCUCAAUGCAGCAGGAUCAUAUCCAGAUGGGGGGCUGACACCACCACUCAAGGAUCUCGAGAUUGUUGCGCACUCCAGCGUUCCGUUACGUGUGAUGAUCAGGCCUCGCGCUCCCCCGUCGCAAGCCCAAGCUCGUGAUUUCAUAUACUCCGACGAGGAGUUUGAAGAGAUGGAGGCUUCCAUUCAGAGGUUCAAGGCGACCGGUUUACUUGACGAGGAACGCGGCGAUGGAUUCGUUUUUGGAAUCUUGGAGGAAUCUCAGGAUGCUACCGAGGUCGGUACCCAUAGGAGGAAAUGUUGGAUCGAUAAGGAGAGAUGUGACCGCCUGGUUGCAGGUGCUCGUCCUUUCAAGACGGUAUUCCACCGCGCUUUUGACGAGGUCGCCAGCUGUGACGAUAGCGGCAGCAUGACUGUCGACGACUGCUAUGCUUGGAAGACAGCGUUGGACGACCUGGCCGCUUGUGGCUUUGACGGCAUACUGACAUCCGGAGGAUUGGGGAAUGCCGUUCAAAAUCUGGCUAUAUUGGACGAACUUAUCACCAGAGCAGAAGCGCUUGGAAUUGAGAUCAUUAUAGGGGGUGGAGUACGAAAACAUAAUAUUCAAUUACUGUGCCAGCAGCUUAAGUUGAGAGAACGGAACUCGUCAACGUAUGUCCAUUCGGCAUGUCUUUCUAGCACGGACUCUGAGUCCGUUGAUGCCGGAGAGGUGAUUGGCAUCCUCUCACAUUUAGGGUAAAUUGUAUGAAUUAGCCAUGGAUGAGACAUAUUUCUCUAAGUCACCUAUGUAGGGCAUUUUCUUUUAUUCGUGGCUUAACACAGUUGAUGGUUGCUCAGCCUCAAGCCUCUUAUAUACUAAGGAGAGUAGUAGUAUUAUCACAGCCAAGAGACGAUGCCGCUAUAUGCCACCGCCUCAACCGUUGAGGGAAUGCCACCAGGACGCUAUCAUUCGUCAAUUAGAUACUCCGGUGGCUGCAUUCCGAGCCGAGCCGAUAUGUGUCUCCGGCACAUCGUGACCUAAUCUUUACCAGGCGAUAUUCAAGUAUAAGAGGAGCUUAUAUCUCUCGAAUCAUUUGAAUUGGAGGCUGGUAGAGACAAUUAUAGGAAUA